Amphibalanus amphitrite is the source of this 1946-nucleotide messenger RNA. RefSeq names its product probable proline--tRNA ligase, mitochondrial. Gene Ontology annotation, cellular component: cytoplasm; mitochondrion. Lineage: Eukaryota; Metazoa; Arthropoda; Thecostraca; Balanomorpha; Balanidae. The record is from RefSeq and is a predicted model, not a curated record. Gene Ontology annotation, biological process: prolyl-tRNA aminoacylation. Bases 57 to 1499 code for a protein of 480 amino acids. Gene Ontology annotation, molecular function: ATP binding; proline-tRNA ligase activity. The transcript is spliced from 8 exons.
GUUCAAGACAAAUGUGCUUCUUGCAAAUAAUCCUGGAAGGUGCAAGAUAAAUAAACAUGUAUUUUGUCACACAUCGAGCUAUUCAUAGAAGGCUGCCAACAUUCUUUCUUGUUGCAAAGAGAGGGCUACAUGAACAUGUGUUUUGUCAGAGGAUGAGUCGCUUUUUCCAGCCCAUCCAUGCUGCCAAACAGUCUUCUGUGAAAGAUGGUGAUGUUGUUUCCAAGGGCUUUGAGCUGCUGAGCACUGCUGGCUACAUCCGGCAGUCAUCGGGCGGCGUAUUUCACAUCCUGCCGCUCUGCCAGCGUGUUCUCGACAAACUGACACGUGUUGUGCGCCAGCAAAUGGCCUCGGUGGACGCCUGCCAGCUGACAAUGCCCACGCUCGUCCGAGAUACUCUCUGGAAGCAGACUGGUAGAAUGGAUAAAAUGGGCGGUGAACUGAUGACGGUGGAGGACCGUGCCGGCCACGGGUUCGUUCUCAGUCCGACGCACGAGGAGGCGGUGACGGCUCUGGUGGCUUCCGUGUCGCCCAUCUCCGGCCGCCAGUUACCCCUGCGCCUCUACCAGAUCACAGCCAAGUUCAGGGACGAGAUGCGGCCUCGUUUCGGCCUCCUAAGGUGUAAGGAGUUUCUGAUGAAGGAUCUUUACACGUUCGACGCCUCUGAGGCGGCCGCCAUGGACACGUACCGGGCCGUGGGACGAGCCUACUCGGGUCUCUUCAAACGACUUGGCGUGCCCGUGGUCAGAGUGCGCGGCGACUCGGGUGUAAUGGGCGGCGGUGUGUCGCACGAGUACCACGUGCUGGCUCCCGUCGGCGAGGACCGGCUGCUGGUGCGGCCCGACUGCCGACAGGACGAGUGUCCGGCCGCCGUGAACCUGGAGGUCGUGAGACCAGAGCGGGAGACGGCGCCCGGUGAGGCCGGGAUGGACACCUGUCAGGCGUGCGGACACCCCCUGCAGGAGCGGACAGGUAUCGAGGUGGGCCACACUUUUGUACUUGGCCAACUGUACUCCGAGACACUGGGCGCCUUCACGGUGACCGACUCUGACGGUCGGGUACCGCUACACAUGGGAUGUUACGGGAUCGGCCUCACCCGACUACUGGCGGCCAUAGUGGAGUCCCGCGCCCAGCCGGGACAGCCUAUCAGCUGGCCGGCCGCCCUGGCGCCCUUCACACUCUGUGUCAUCACACCCAAGACGGGCAGCCGGGAGGAGGCGGCCCGUCCCUGGGCGCUGCGAAUGCUCUCCCAGCUCUCCCAGCUGCCAGAACUGCGUGACGACCUGCUCUGGGACGACCGAGACCACCUGACGAUUGGCCAGCGGGUGCGCGAGUCGCGCCGCUCUGGCCACCGCGCGGUGCUGGUGUUUGGACGGGCGGCGGCUGAGGGCGGCAGCGGACCGGGCCGGCCGCGCGCUGAGCUCAUCACUGCCGACGGCAGUCAGCUGCUGACUGAGAGCGAGCUGCCCAACCGGCUGGCCCAGCUGUGCCGCGAACAGUGAUGUGACGAUAUACUGCCCCCGUGUGGCGGACGACGGUGAAAACAGGGCGCCUGGGGCGAUUUGAUCAAGGUUCGUGAAAUUUACACGUGACGUUAAGCACGUAAAGGCCCGCGAAGGGGGAGAAGUUCCAAAUGUCACGUGACUAAUAUGCCCUCCGGCGCCCUGUUUUCACCGGCGUCCCGUGUGGCUGGGUACGGUGUGAGUGAUUAGGUCUGUUGGUAUCGAAUUGUGAGUUAAUAAUGCCUUGUGUUAAUAAUUGUGAAGUGUGAAUAUUUAUAGCCAAUGGCAUUAUUACUGUGACCACUCAGACCAGUUUCAUAUUUGUGCGAUUUGUUUGCCAUUUUGCAUAUUUUUGGUAAUAUUUUGCGUUUGAAAUCACCGUUUCUUCCUCAAAACUGCGCUUGCCUUAAACUAGCGCACGUAAUAAAAGACCCCGGGUAUAAUUUU